AUGCAUGAAGGAAAACUUCAAGUUUUGAUCAGUUUGCUUCUGAUCAUAACAACGAAAGCUAACCCAACAACUGUUGUCGUUGACGACUUGGAAUAUGUGUUAUAUAAGUUUGAUGGCACAACUGGAAAGCUUGGUUACAGUGAUGCAAAUGCUGCUUGUGUAAAUAUUGGUGGUGAACUUGCUAUAAUUAAUACUGAAGCAAUACAGAAUGUAAUACAACCGCUUUUACAAACUGAUGCUGGUACAACUAGUUGGGAAAUGGGUUACUGGAUUGGAGGUUAUUGUAGCGACAAUUGCAAGGUUGCUGGAGGUUCAGUGUCAAACAAACAGAACUGGAAAUGGAGCGAUGGUAGUGAAAUGUAUGAUAAAUACACAAACUGGUAUUCAACCUAUGAACCAAAUGGUGUUUCAAAUGUUGGAGCAUAUGUUUAUAACUUUUACAGUAUGCAAAAAUAUCCAAAUACAUUUGGAGCAUGGGGAGAUGAUGAUGGUAAUAACCCGAUGAACUACAUUUGCCAAAUAUAUGCUGCAUGUUAUCCAAAUCCAUGUAAGAACGGUGGUACAUGUCAGCAUACACCAAGUGGUAGUUACACUUGUCAUUGCGUAGCAGGGUUCGGUGAAAAAUAUUGCGCAACCGAUUAUUGCAACCCUAAUUCUUGUCAAAAUGGAGGCACAUGUACCAGAGUUGAUGGCGGUUAUAAAUGUGAUUGCACACUUGGAGUGAUUGGUACAAGCUGUCAAACAGACUUAUGCGCCAGUGAUCCAUGCGACAAUGGUGGAACUUGCAUUGGAACGAAUGGCAGUUAUUAUUGUGAUUGUCCAAUUGGAGUUAUUGGUACAAAUUGUUCAACAGAUUUUUGUGCAAGUACACCUUGUCAAAAUGGAGCCACAUGCAUUGGAGUUGUUGGUGGAUAUUUUUGUAACUGUCCAGUUGGAGUUAUGGGCACAAAUUGUGAAACAGAUUUAUGCUCCGGUAACCCAUGUGAGAAUGGAGGAACUUACAUUGGGAUAGAAGAUGGCUUUACUUGCGACUGUCCUCAUGGAUUUGUGGGAACAAGAUGUGAAACAGAUCUAUGCGCGAAUAAUCCUUGCAAAAAUGGUGGAAAGUGCAUUGGAAUUGAUGGUGGUUUUAAAUGUAACUGCAUGGUGGGGUACAUAGGUGCAAAGUGUGAAAGAGGUUAUUGCAUUGAAGAUUAA
Ciona intestinalis (vase tunicate) is the source of this 1197-nucleotide messenger RNA. Lineage: Eukaryota; Metazoa; Chordata; Ascidiacea; Phlebobranchia; Cionidae. The record is from RefSeq and is a predicted model, not a curated record.